Molecule: messenger RNA, 1008 nt
Organism: Branchiostoma belcheri (Belcher's lancelet)
Lineage: Eukaryota; Metazoa; Chordata; Leptocardii; Amphioxiformes; Branchiostomatidae
Product: ADP-ribosylation factor-like
Exons: 6
Coding region: 263-970 (235 amino acids)
Biological process (GO): intracellular protein transport; vesicle-mediated transport
Cellular component (GO): cytoplasm
Molecular function (GO): GTP binding; GTPase activity
Source: RefSeq, a predicted model, not a curated record
UGUACAGUUGGAAUGGGCCAGGAUGUAAACCUCCACGUGGAAGCAAUGACAAUACAUAGGUUGACGUAAUCUCUAUAAGAAUACAAAGCGUGCGAUAUAAGGCACGACUGCCAGUUGUCAGGACGCUAGGACCCAGAGCACAACUGCAUUACUGCUAUCACAGAAACUGCUGUAUGUAUCUAAAAGACGACUACUGCACCGUGUGAACUUUAGCAUAUUGUCAAAGUUCGAGUCACUUACCAUAUUUUAAUAGACAGGAACAAUGGGGCUGUAUAUGGGAAAGCUCAUCGCAAAAUUGUAUGGACAACAAGAAGUCAGGAUUCUCAUGUUAGGACUAGACUGUGCCGGCAAAACCACAAUCUUAUACAGACUCAUGAAAUCAGGACUGGGGGAAGUUAGAGACUGCACGGCAUGCGCACACAGCACAUCACUGGGGUUUAACGUGGAGACGAUUGAAUACAAGAACGUCAAGUUCACAUCUUGGGACGUCGGUGGGCGUGACAAAGCCAGGCCUCUCUGGCGCCACUAUUACCCGAACACGGACGCCAUCAUCUUCGUGUUGGACAGCAGCGACAGAGAGAGGCUACCGGAAAUGCGGGAGGAGAUAGGAAGGUACCUACAUGAGGAUGAACUGCGAGACUCCCUCUUUCUGAUUCUUGCCAACAAACAGGACCUGCCGAAUGCACUACCUCCAGACGUCAUAAGAGAGAAACUUGAGCUGGACACACUGUUGAGAGGCCGUCAAUGGCACCUUCAGCCAGCCUCUGCCAGAGAGGGACAGGGUCUGUAUGAGGGUCUGGACUGGCUGACCGCCAAACUUGCAAAUAAAGAGGCACACAAGUACGUCACGCAGUCGGUCGUGGAGGCGAGGACUGACGCCGAGGCGCUGACCAAGUCCAACCCCAUCAAAUCUGUAGUGAGGUACUUCAAGUCCUGGUGGAGCAACGUGGGACAGGCAAUGGCUACGUGAAUUCAGUUUGCUGGAUAGCUUGUGCAUGUUUGGACAUC